AUGGAUUCCGUCCCCGCCGCCGUCCCAGAGGCGAGUACUUCCGCCGCGGAGAAGAAGCCGCGAAAGCGCUUCGUCGGCGCUAAGCCUGGCGCGCGCGCCGGUGUGCGCCGUGUCGCAAACCAGGUGCCGGACGAGAUCUUGAACGACCCCGCGCUCAAGGCUGCGAUGGCAGCCCUUCCUGGAAACUACAACUUCGAGAUCCCAAAGACAAUUCACCAUGUGCGGCGCGAGGGUGUGCGUACCGUUGCAUUGCAAAUGCCCGAGGGUCUCAUGAUGUACGGCACAGCCAUCGCCGACAUCAUUGAGCGCUUCACUGGCGCGUUGCCGCUCCUCCUCGCCGAUGUGACAUACGGCGCGUGCUGUAUCGACGACUUCACUGCGCGCGAGAUGGGCGCCGAGAUGAUUGUGCACUAUGGUCACUCAUGUCUAAUCCCCGUCAACCAGACAUCCAUCAAGACAUUAUACAUCUUCGUCGAGAUUGCAAUUGACACGCCGCACCUUGCGCUCAGUGUGCGGCGAAACUUUCCCUCCUCCCGCACAGCGUUCGAGCGCGUCAUUCUUGGUGCUGGAGAGUCGGAGCCGGGUGCCAAGGUGGACAUUGCGCUUGAGGCGGGCGAUGCAGAUGCGAUGGCUUCGACCUCUACUGAGCUGCCGACGCGGCUAGCUCUGGUAGGAACAAUCCAGUUCGUCGCGGCUGUCCAGGCGCUCAAGGAGGCGCUGUCGUCUGCCCUCCCCCCACUUGACGUAGAAGGGGAGACGGGCGACGACGCGCUGGCCAAGGUCGCGCGUGGCGAGAUUGGCGUCUGGCGUGGCGCAUAUGACAUCUCUGUGCCACAAGUCCGCCCGCUCUCCCCCGGCGAGAUCCUAGGCUGCACGGCGCCCAAGCUCGGCGAUGUAGAUGCGCUCAUCUACGUCGGCGAUGGACGCUUCCACCUGGAGUCCAUCAUGAUCGCCAACCCUUCCGUGCCCGCAUUCCGGUACGAUCCCUAUUCGAAGAAGUUUACGCGCGAGGGGUACGAGCACGCCGAAAUGCGUGGUCUGCGUGGCGACGCGGUGCGGACAGCGCGCAAGAACCUUGAAAGCCGGGGCAGCGAGAGCUGGGCCGUGCUCCUCGGCACUUUGGGGCGGCAGGGCAGCCUUAAUGUCCUGCAGAAUGUGCAGGGGAGCGUGAGCGAGGGUGCAGGGGAGGGCAAGACGCCGCUGCUCGUGCUCCUGUCCGAGCUGUCGCCGCAGAAACUCGCCCUGUUCUCCGAGGACGAGAUCAGCACGUUCGUCCAGACCAGCUGUCCUCGCCUGUCUAUCGACUGGGGGUACGCGUUUUCGCGUCCACUGCUGAGUCCAUACGAGGCGAGCGUCGCUAGCGGCCGCAUUCCCGGGUGGGAGGGAAUCGAGGUGGCGGGCGCGAAAGGAGCAGGAGACUACCCGAUGGACUUUUAUGCCGACGCCUCGCUGGGUCCAUGGACGCCGCGGCACAGGCCACCGCGCGAGCCGCGGCCUCCGAGGGAGCCAAAGGAGCGGAGGGAGCCGCGGCCGACAGUCGUGGCUGCGUGA
Messenger RNA from Cutaneotrichosporon oleaginosum, 1551 nucleotides. RefSeq lists its product as uncharacterized. NCBI's taxonomy places the organism in Eukaryota, Fungi, Basidiomycota, Tremellomycetes, Trichosporonales, Trichosporonaceae. Gene Ontology annotation, biological process: protein histidyl modification to diphthamide. The record is from RefSeq and is a predicted model, not a curated record. Gene Ontology annotation, molecular function: 2-(3-amino-3-carboxypropyl)histidine synthase activity.